AUUUAAUACACCAGUCUCCAUAUGCAUUGGUAAACAUGCUAACAAAAUAUUGAUGGCUGUAUGCUUAAAUAAAGUUUCCUAGGCUAGUUGCCAAACAUACAGAAUAAUAUUGACUUCUGUUUUAAUAUAAAAGCUUGAUAGACGCUUUCAAAUUAGAGAAAAUAGAUGACGGAAAAUGGCUGUUCGACAACUUUUUCUCGGCCAAAUAUUUGUGUCAAGUCUUCUUCUUGCUUUUGCGUCUGAGCCGACGUUCGAGGAUAAAGUUGACCAGACCAUACAAGAGAUUAUGAAUCAUUGCAACCAGUGGAUCCCUGGUUUAACUGUCAGUGUGGUAAAGGACGACCAGAUAUUGUUUGCCAAAGGUUAUGGUGUAACCAAUAUACCGGACAAGAAACCAGUAACAAACAAGACUCUCUUUCAAAUCGGUUCGCUUUCAAAAGCUUUUGCGGCUACACUACUUGUCAAACAGUUGGCUGACAGUCAAAACUACAACCUCAACACAAAAGUGAAAGAUUUGAUGGAUUCCGGAUUUAGUUUUGUUCCUGGGAAAGAGGAGGCAACUGUAGUUGACAUAUUGGCUCAUAGAAUGGGCGUUCCUGAUUAUACAAAUUUACGACUAGACCCAUCACUUACCAGAAAGAACUUGCAAGAUCGAUUCAAGCAUAUGAAUUCUGUUAAGAGUUUGGGAACAUCUUUCCUGUACAGUAAUAUGAUGUAUGGCUUUGCUACCUAUCUGUCUGAGAAACUUGGAGGUCAUACAUGGGAGGAAUUAGUGGAUUCUGAAAUCUUCAAGUCCCUUGGAAUGACAUCAUCUACUUUUAUCACCACUGUGGCGGAUGUAGAAAAUGUUGCACAAGGUUACGAUAAGGGUCCUCGAUCAAAAGGCUACCUUGUACCAGUGCCAUUAGCGUUUAGCAGGGAGUGGGGAUUAUGGGCGGGAUCUGGUGCUAUUAUGUCCAAUGCUGAAGAUAUGACUAAAUGGAUGAAAUUCCAUUUGAAUGGAGGCCUUGACAAAUCUGGCUUUCCAUUAAUGAAUCAGUCUUAUUUUGAUGCAUUACACGAAGAACAUAUCGGUUUAUCCUACACCACAGUCAAUAAAUAUUUCAAAAAUCAGAUACAGCCAACGGAAGAAACAGGAUAUGGAUUGGGAUUUAAACUCGGAACAUAUAGAGGUAAAAAUAUGUUGUUACAUGGUGGCAGUACCUUCGGUUAUAGAUCUUUUAUGACCUUAUUUCCUGAGCAGAAAGUUGGUGUCUUUACUUCUAUGAAUGGGGAAGAUCAAGAUGAUAACUCGUAUAAAUUCCGCGUCCUGCUUCACAACUUCCUGUCGGAUAAUGCUCUGAAUGUCUCGCCGUGGCUAAAUGCUUCGUCAAUAAUACAACAGCUUUCGGAACCUAGAUAUAAAGGAUAUAGCACAAAAACUCAGGCAAAACGAAGUUUGACGGAUUACGUUGGUCAUUACAAUAGUCCGAUAUACGGGAAUAUUAUCGUAGAGAUGAAGGAAAAUGGCAAACUAGGUCUAAUCUAUGGAAAUGGUACAUGGAAUUUAUGGCCAAAAUCCACUAAAGAUGAAUUCAAAGGCACUGCAACAGGAACUAUAAAGUACCUGAUGAAUAUGUGGAAAAUACUUUUCAUUCCCGAUGCAAAUGAUGAUUCCAUUUUAUCUGUUAAGGUCAACAGUUUCUGUAUCAGAUGUGGUAACAACAAGCCACCAACAUUCUCAAGAGUUGAUCAAUAAUUUCAUAACGUAUAUUUGAUAAAGUUUUCUUUUCUAUUUCUUUGCUGGCAUAAAUUAGUGUAAAUAUCUAAAGCUUCAGCUGCUUAAGGUCAUACGAUACAGUUUUGAUCCCACGGUGAUUUUUUACGAAAAUUUGCAUACAAGCUAACUUUCACCUUGUCAAUUCAAAUAUGUAAUAAAAAAACUAAUCUUAUUUGCUAUACGAGUUCACGUGUAAAUGCGUUGUGAUCACUUCCGUUUAUCACAAGCCUUUGACGUGUUAACUUGUAAUUCUUAUCAAACAAUUUGUGAAAAAUUCCCACCCGCAUACCUCCCUUAAUUUUAUCUUUAGAAGUAGAUAUCAUAUGUAUACUAGUAUAUGUUUAUUAGUGGAGCAGAUUUUUCUCCUCACCUUUGCUAUUCUUUGUCAUUUGUUCAAUUGAUAUGAUUUUAGUUGAUGUAAUUCCGUAUUAAUUAUGUAUUAUAAUUUCAUAUUAAUUAUGAACUUUUAUGUCAAAUCUUUUAUUUGCAAAAUGUAUUUUUUGCAUUUUAUGAUUUUGAAUAAAUGACCUUUUUUCGUCAAUUUAGUUUUUAUAUCAUAUAGCAAAACAAGCUCAGACUCUGGCCUGUGUAUACAUUAGUAUGUUUAUGGUAUCUGUCUGUCUGUCUUAAAUACUAUCAUGUGCUAAUUUAAGAGAUAACUGGGGUCCACAUUUUAGGCAUUUACUCAAAUUUUCUGUUUCUUGGACUUUUCUAUCCUUUGGACAGACAUACCUUACUUUGUUGUUUCAAAACAUAAACACAUGCGGAUUUUUGUAAAAAAUUUGGAAUAUCUUCUCAACAUAAGUAUGCUCUAAAUUGGUGAAAUAAUUUUUUUUUUUUUUAAAUGUUUGUGAUUUUAUUAGCGACGUUAUUAUCUCCACUAUAACUGUAUCGUAUGCCCCUUUAAUAAUAUUUACUCAAGAAAGAUUUAUAUCACUUUGUUUUAUUUUAAAAGUUAUUUGUUCUAAUCUCGAAUUAUAUUGAUGCUAUUGUCAUGUCAAAUGUGUAUGCCCUUCGUGGCACUUAAUUAGAAUAAAAUAUUCCCCUUCG
Mytilus californianus (California mussel) is the source of this 2809-nucleotide messenger RNA. Its product is annotated as gigasin-6-like. The record is from RefSeq and is a predicted model, not a curated record. The transcript has 6 exons. The coding region runs from base 176 to 1738 and encodes 520 amino acids. NCBI's taxonomy places the organism in Eukaryota, Metazoa, Mollusca, Bivalvia, Mytilida, Mytilidae.